Messenger RNA from Meloidogyne enterolobii, 264 nucleotides. The record is from the annotation of a GenBank genome assembly. Lineage: Eukaryota; Metazoa; Nematoda; Chromadorea; Rhabditida; Meloidogynidae.
UUUUUUAUUCUAAAAAUAGCUCUUGAUUUUUUAUUUAUUCUUUAUUUCACACAAUUUACCCGCAAAAUGCCACCAUUUCUCUCCUUUUUCUAUUAUAAAAUUCCUCAUUGGCUUUCACUAAUCCUUUUUGACCUUGACGUGGCCUUUAAAUUAACUACAUUUUUGAUUGGCCGCUUUUCUCCUUCAAUGAAUUUUCCUUUCUUUAUUCAAAUAUCUAGCAUGAUUUUCUUAGCAAUUUCCGUUAUCCAACCUAUAUUAAAUUAA